AAGAAGUCCAAUCUAACCUAUUUUAUGUGGACUUUUAAAUCUUAAAGUUUGUACCAAAUGUGUUAUUUUUAUUAUUUUAUUUAUUAAAUGAAUAAACUCGCUAAUAAAAUUCAGUAAAUAAAUUCAUAUCUCAAACAUGUAUGGUGAGAAGGGUUUUGCCCUUAUCAAAGAAUUAUCUCGUUGUAAGGAAACAUUACCUCCAUAUAAUACAGACUUGGUCAAUGCUGUAUCAAAUGAAAUCAAACAACUUUUGGAACAAAUAAAGGAUGCACAAUCUACAUCUGAUAAUGAGUCAGCUUUAGUCACUGCUGGUUCCAAAAUUUCAACUAUAACAAUAGCACAUGCAGGAAUCAAAAGAAACUUGCGUUGUUUGCUUUCAUAUCACUAUAACAGAAUCAAAUGCCUCAGAACCAUGAGAUGGGAGUUUGGAAGCAUUCUACCAGCUGAUAUCAAAGUGAAUCUCAGUGCUGAAGAAAUUGAGUGGUUUUCAAAAUACUCACAAAUGUUGGCAUCAUACAUGAGAUCUAUAGGAGAUGAAGGUGUUAAUUUGGCAAUUGAUAUGAAGCCUCCAAAAGCCCUUUAUAUAGAAGUGAGGUGUCUGGUAGAUUAUGGACGCUUUGAACUCACUGAUGGAUCUGUGUUACUCCUGAAGAAAGACAGUAGACAUUACCUGCCACGUAGUGAAUGUGAAGAAUUAAUAAGACAAGGGGUUUUUCAACAUAUAGUGUAGUGUGUGUGUAAUAUUUUCAUCAUCCUUAGUCUUAGUUUUUUGUCCAUUUUACAGUUAUUUACACUUUUCUAUAAAAAAAUCAAUGCAAGAAU
Messenger RNA from Phaedon cochleariae (mustard beetle), 822 nucleotides. Lineage: Eukaryota; Metazoa; Arthropoda; Insecta; Coleoptera; Chrysomelidae. The record is from the annotation of a GenBank genome assembly.